Bipolaris sorokiniana ND90Pr is the source of this 1347-nucleotide messenger RNA. RefSeq lists its product as uncharacterized. The record is from RefSeq and is a predicted model, not a curated record. Gene Ontology annotation, cellular component: plasma membrane. Gene Ontology annotation, biological process: sulfite transmembrane transport; transmembrane transport. Gene Ontology annotation, molecular function: sulfite transmembrane transporter activity. The transcript is spliced from 2 exons. Lineage: Eukaryota; Fungi; Ascomycota; Dothideomycetes; Pleosporales; Pleosporaceae. Bases 1 to 1347 code for a protein of 448 amino acids.
AUGGAUGAAUACGAGUUGGAUCGUGUAGGGACGAAUAAUCCUGCCCUGUGGCCGCCGACAUCCCAAGGCACACCCGUGCAGCGCUCAAAGUCGAGGAAUUCACAAGGAACAAACGCACCACCCGGCUCCAACGAUGAUGUUAUACCAGAAGAAGAAGAAUAUCCAUCAAAAUACGAUGUCGGCUGGCGCCGCAUCAUCCGCAACUUCUCUCCCUCCUGGUUCUCCGUCACAACGGGCACAGGCGUAGUUUCCCUACUCUUCAUUUCCAUCCCCUUCCAAGCCCACUGGCUCUACUGGGUCUCCGUCUUCUUCUUCGGACUCAACACCCUCCUCUUCUCCUGCGCCCUGGCCAUCUCUGUAUUCCGAUACGUCGCGUACCCGGAGAUCUGGCCGGUCAUGAUUGCCGACAGUGCCAACUCGCUCUUCCUCGGCACGGUCCCCAUGGGCUUUUCCACGCUGAUCUCGGCGUGGUGCUCGCUGUGCAUCCCGUACUGGGGACCUUGGGCUGUCACGUUUGCGUGGGUGUGCUGGAUGAUUGAUGCGGCGGUGGCGGUGGCGGUUACGAUUUCGCUGACGGUGCUGCUGAUUUCGGCGUCGAGAAGGCAGGCGCUUGAUAAGAUUACUGCUGCGCAGCUGCUGCCUAUCUCCGCGUCGGUGGUUGCGUCUGGAGCGGGGGCGAGAGUCGCAGAGAACUUGAUGAAUCCGGAGCAUGCGCUUGGGACGAUACUGGCGUCAUAUAUCAUGUGGGGUAUGUCUGUGCCGCUGUCUUUGACGGUCAUCGUCAUGUAUUAUACUCGUUUGGCGUUGCAUAAACUGCCGCCUCGCGAGAUCAUCGUGUCGUCUUUUCUGCCGCUUGGUCCGUUGGGGUUGGGUGGUUAUGCUAUUGUACGCCUUGGAUCGACAUGUCGUCGUGUCUUUCCGCAGACUGGAUCGUUCUCCGAUAUACCGAUUGCAGGAGACGUUUUCUUCGUCAUUGGCAUAUUCACAGCGCUCAUCAUGUGGUCUUUUGGACUAACGUGGUUGUGUUUUGCCUUAGCAUCUAUAUACAAAUCUCGUCCAAUCCCGUUCUCCAUGGGAUGGUGGGGUUUCACGUUUCCUCUGGGAGUUUUCGCACUCAGCACCAUCGAACUCGGCCAUAUCAUUCCGAGUAUGUUCUUCCGGGUCUUAGGGACGAUAUUCUCAAUCGCUGUAAUCAUUCUCUGGUGUGUCGUCUUCGUUGGCACAGUCAGAGGCGCAUGGACUGGCCAUCUAUUCUACGCACCAUGUUUGAAGAACAUACCGAAGAAACAAAACACAGGAACAGAUACAGCGGAACAAGAGAUUCACGCAAACACAGCAUCACGGUAG